This is a messenger RNA of Ostrea edulis (European flat oyster), 687 nucleotides long. RefSeq lists its product as uncharacterized. Lineage: Eukaryota; Metazoa; Mollusca; Bivalvia; Ostreida; Ostreidae. The record is from RefSeq and is a predicted model, not a curated record. The coding region runs from base 1 to 687 and encodes 228 amino acids. The transcript has 3 exons.
AUGGAACUUUCCUGGGCUAGUGUGAGUAGCAUGGGAAAAAUCCCUCAGCCCAGAGCAUUCAGCGCAUUUAGGGCCUGUGGGGUCUGGCAAGCCAUUCGGGAUGUCUUUCCAAGAGUGACCAUCAAGGGAUGUGUGUUCCACUGGACAAAAGCUGUGUGGACCCAUGUUCAACAACUGGGAUUCGUUGCAACAUUCACAGAAAGAGAGUCCACCCACACCUUUAUUAAGCAGCUGAUGGCUUUGCCAUUUCUUCCUUGGAAUCACAUCCCAGACGUGUUUGCUGCCAUGCGCAGUAGAUGUCCUCAUUCACUUCAGGAGCUAAUGAAUUACAUCGACAAUCAGUGGAUGCAGAACCCAGUAUUUCCAAUCAGAACAUGGAGUGUAUAUGCCUUCAGUGUCCGAACCAACAAUGACGUCGAAGGUUGGCAUCGGAGAAUGAAGGUUGAAGCUCAAGGACUAGCCCUCCCUCUUUACCAGAUCAUUCCCCUUCUUCGGAGAGAGGCAGAGUUAAUAAGGACGCGGAUUGCCGCCGUAGACCUUGAAAGAAACACCAGGAAGGCGACAAAUAGAACACAGAAAAGGAUCGAAGAGGCGUCAGAACUUUACAUGCAGCAAAGAAUUACAGUGUCCCAUUUUUGGAAGAUAUAUGGUGACUUGUACUCUGGUGUCUACGAUCUCCAUUUGUAA